CACAACAAUAAAAAGGGUAAUCGCAUUACACAUAAAGUUCAUAAAGACUGCGGAUCCCUAGAGGAAGAUCUAGAGAGAGAGAGAGAGUUUUAGAGAGAGAAGGUGAUGGCCGGACUACAGAGAUCUACAUCAUCAUUCAGGAGGCAAGGCUCAUCAGGCCUGGUGUGGGAUGAUAAGCUUCUGGCCGCUGAAGUGAAGAAAGCAGAACAAGAGAAACAACAACGACGACAAGAAGAAGAAGAACAGAAAAAAGAGGCCAAGCCUUCCACAACCGUCGGAUCAAUCAGCACACUGGAUCGGAGCCGAUCCAACGGUGGGGAACGCGCGUUCCGCACCGACAAGGUGUCGCCGGCGAUCGAGCCGCCGUCUCCGAAGGUUUCCGCAUGUGGGUUUUGCAGUGCUUUUGGGAAACCAGACAAGACCCGUCGUCGACCCAAAUCCGGCAGGCGCAGAACAUGAUAAGUCGGAGUUUUUACGUUGCCGGAGGUGGAAUUUACAGGUGACCACGUGUACGGAGAUUCGUGGUCAUUGACCGUGAUACGUGAAUUAGCUGUAACUGUUUGUUAAUGGGUUAUUUUUAAGUUCUCUCAAAGAAUUUUGAAUCUAAGAACAAACCAUUAACGUUUUCUGUUUUUAUUGUUUUUAUGUCCAUGAUUUUUUUGUUCCUGAGGAGAUUUUAGAGAUAGAGAUGGUUUUGUGGAAGUAA
Molecule: messenger RNA, 706 nt
Organism: Cornus florida
Lineage: Eukaryota; Viridiplantae; Streptophyta; Magnoliopsida; Cornales; Cornaceae
Exons: 1
Coding region: 106-459 (117 amino acids)
Source: RefSeq, a predicted model, not a curated record